GAGGAGCACUUCCCGUUAAGAAACGCGGUAAAACGCUAUUCCGGUUUCCAACAGAAGGAGGGCAGCAGCAUGGCAUCCAGCAGCGAAAACAUGGCUAAUGUUAAUGGACGAGAGAACGGGGAGCCGGUGGUCAAGCGGCCACGAGAGAACGUCACGCCGGAGUCGCCGCUGCGUUCCCAGAAGGAACCUGCCAACAAAGUGACCGUGGUGCUCGGAGCCCAAUGGGGGGACGAGGGCAAAGGAAAAGUUGUGGACUUGCUGGCAAUGGAUGCGGAUAUCGUGUGCAGGUGUCAGGGUGGCAACAAUGCAGGUCACACUGUGGUCGUGGACUCUGUGGAGUACGACUUUCACUUGCUGCCCAGCGGUGUCCUCAACAAGAAGGCCAUCUCCUUUAUAGGCAAUGGAGUGGUCGUACACCUCCCAGGGCUGUUUGCAGAGGCGCAAUCUAACCUGAAAAAAGGCAAAGGAUUACAAGGAUGGGAAGAAAGACUCAAGAUUUCGGAUCGUGCUCACAUUGUGUUCAACUUCCAUCAGGCCGUCGAUGGCAUUCAGGAGCAGCAGCGGCAGCAGCAAGAAGGGAAAAAUUUGGGAACAACCAAAAAGGGAAUAGGCCCCGCCUACUCCUCCAAAGCUGCUCGGAAUGGCCUGCGAGUCUGUGACCUUGUCUCCGAUUUCAAAGUCUUUGAGGACAAGUUCCGUAUGUUAGCAGAGCAUUUCCUGGCAAUGUAUCCAAAUCUCAAUGUGGACAUUGAAGGUGAACUGGAGCAGUUAAAGGCAUAUGCAGAGCGACUGCGCCCUCUGGUGACAGACGGCGUAUACUUCAUGCAUAAAGCGCUUACUGGACCAAGUAAGAAAAUCCUGGUGGAGGGAGCAAACGCAGCGCUGUUGGAUAUUGACUUUGGCACGUAUCCCUUUGUGACGUCGUCGAACUGCACCGUCGGAGGAGUGUGCACCGGACUUGGCGUGCCCCCGUCACACGUUGGCAGAGUGUACGGCGUCGUCAAAGCCUACACGACCCGUGUGGGCGUCGGUGCUUUCCCAACAGAACAGGAUAACGGGACGGGGGCGCUUUUACAGUCGCGAGGUCACGAAGUAGGCGUGACAACUGGCAGAAAGCGACGUUGCGGCUGGCUGGACUUGAUACUGGUCCGAUACGCUCACAUGGUCAACGGCUUCUCGGCCAUUGCUCUGACCAAACUGGACAUUUUGGACACUCUGACGGAGAUCAAAGUGGGAGUGGCCUAUAAUGUUGAUGGAGAACCUCUGCCAAGUUUCCCAGCUAACAUGGACGUUCUGACGCGCGUCACCGUGGAGUACAAGACCUUCCCCGGGUGGUGCCGCAGCACCGAGGCGGCUCGCAGCUUUGCCGAGCUGCCGUCGCAGGCGCAGAACUACAUUCGCUUCAUUGAGGACUUCCUGCAAGUGCCAGUGAAGUGGGUUGGAGUGGGAAAGUCCAGAGAGAGCAUGAUCAAACUGUACUGAUCCGGCCACACCUGCCGUCUUCCAAACUUGCGGCCAAGACGACGGCACUUUCCCAUCGUGUCAAACGUAAACUCCAUCGUAAUGGAAAUACUUCACCAGCAAAGAUGUUUUUGAAACGUUUCUGCCUCGCAGUUACCAGUAACCUUUCACAAGCCAACUUGUCCUUUCCAGCUGAUGCUUUGUGUUUUUAGGGUGUCAAGCUUCAAAAUUGCGUAUUUAUUGUACGCAUUGUUCCUUUCCACAGUGAAAUUUGUUUUUUGUUUUUUUUUAUGAUUUUGAAGCUUUUGGAGCUGUGUCUGUUUACCUUUUAACAAUUAUUUCCACAUAUUUACUGGGUCGUUAAAGAGAAUUAAGCCUUUUAAACUGGGUGGCAUAAUAGAUUAAUAUUGUUUUACAAUCUCUGCUAUGAAAUGGCAACUUGAACGCCAUUAUUAUACAAUAGCUUUGCUUGAACAGUUUUAAAUCCAUUUCACUUGUUUGUGACUGUGAUUGUUGGAGUGAAUAUUGUGCUUUUGUAAAUCAUCCUUAAUACAAAAAAAAAAAAAAAAAAGGGA
This is a messenger RNA of Phycodurus eques (leafy seadragon), 2036 nucleotides long. RefSeq names its product adenylosuccinate synthase, like (gene adss2l). Lineage: Eukaryota; Metazoa; Chordata; Actinopteri; Syngnathiformes; Syngnathidae. The record is from RefSeq and is a predicted model, not a curated record. Gene Ontology annotation, molecular function: GTP binding; adenylosuccinate synthase activity. Gene Ontology annotation, cellular component: cytoplasm. Gene Ontology annotation, biological process: 'de novo' AMP biosynthetic process; IMP metabolic process. The transcript is spliced from 13 exons. Bases 70 to 1482 code for a protein of 470 amino acids.